This is a messenger RNA of Hypanus sabinus (Atlantic stingray), 5004 nucleotides long. RefSeq names its product solute carrier family 2, facilitated glucose transporter member 11-like. Gene Ontology annotation, biological process: monosaccharide transmembrane transport. The record is from RefSeq and is a predicted model, not a curated record. Bases 656 to 2086 code for a protein of 476 amino acids. The transcript has 14 exons. NCBI's taxonomy places the organism in Eukaryota, Metazoa, Chordata, Chondrichthyes, Myliobatiformes, Dasyatidae. Gene Ontology annotation, molecular function: hexose transmembrane transporter activity. Gene Ontology annotation, cellular component: membrane.
GCGCCGCGACGCUGGCCCCUGCCGUCCGGAGGAUGACGGCGGCGCCGCGACACUGCCCCCUGUCGCCCGGAGGUUGACGGCGGCGCCGCGACACUGCCCCCUGUCGCCCGGAGGAUGACGGCAGGCGGGUGACUGAAUAAGGCAGCCCUCGACACGGCAACAAAUCAGUGGGAGAAAUAACUCAAGGAGGAGCAAAGUGAACAGGGUCAGGAAUGCCGGUGAGUUUGCUGACUUGCAGCGAUGGUUGAGCGUGGACUGAGGGAGCGGGUCAGACACCGGGAUACCGGAACACCAACCGGCGACCUCGGGUGAAGCGAGCCCGCCGUAUCCGUGAUGGAGAAGGGCCGUAGAAAUAGAUUCAGUCGUCCCACCUCUUCAGUGUGUUGGCGGCAUUGAGGAGCUGAGGUUGCAACCUGAUCUCUCUCGGGUGGUUCCCCAAAUUCCCGGGAUUGGAAGCCAUCUGGUCGGACAGUCAAGACGAGACCACACCGACGGGGAAAAACACGCGUUACUGAGAUGAAACAGACCCUCUGGCAAACCAGGAAGUCACUCAGCUCUGGAUCUAUAAAGGAGGCUUGAUUUUCCUGCUGCUUGAUGCUGCCACUUCCUUAAAUCUUGACUUCUCACCUAACCAUCUUGCAGAAGAAGUCUAUAAAUGGAUUUGCUGCAAAUGAGGGGUCUCCUCCUGACCAUCUUUGCUGCCUGUAUUGGUGGUACCUUCCAGUCUGGGUUGAACCUGACGAUCAUUAACACACCAACAACCUUUAUUCAAAUGUUCAUCAAUGAAACCUGGAUCGAGCGUUACGGCAAACCUCUGGAAAGUGCAGUAAUCACAUUGCUCUGGACUAUCAUCAUAACUGCCUUCUGUGUUGGAGGAUUGAUUGGUGCACUUAUUGCUGGACCCAUGGCCAUAACCUGUGGCAGGAGGAAUUCGCUGCUACUGAGCAAUAUUUUUGUGCUCAUUGGUUCUUUGCUGGUGGGACUGAGCAAGACGGCCAAAUCCUUUGAAAUGAUUUUAAUCGGGAGAUUUUUUACUGGAAUAAGCUCAGGUGUGGGACAUAAUAUCAUCCCCAUGUACCUCGGUGAAAGUGCACCAAAGAAGAUCCGAGGCAUAGUGGCCUUGUCAUAUGCUCCGUUCACUGCAGCGGGUUUAGUGACUGGACAGACUUUAGGCCUUAGUGAGGUACUGGGCAGAGAAGAAACAUGGCCCAUCCUGUUGUCAGCCUCUGCAGUACCAGCUCUAAUCCAGCUCGCCAUUCUCCCAUGGUGCCCAGAAAGUCCCAGGUACUUGCUGAUCGACAGGGACGACAAGGAUAUGUGCAUGAAGGCGCUAAAACAACUGCGUGGCAAUGCCAACCUGACGUCAGAAAUAGAUGAAAUGUUGGAAGAGCAAUCUGUACUUAAAGGUGAAAAUGCCAAGAAAAUAUGGGAUAUGUUCAUGGACCGUAGUGUCCGAAGGCAGUUGAUGAUCACCAUCGUGCUGAGCUCUGCCGUACAGUUAUGUGGGAAUGACGCUAUGUACUACUAUGCUGCAUAUCUGUUUCGUGCUGUGGGAAUUUCUGAUGAAAACGUCCCGUAUGUCACUAUCGGAACUGGGUGCUGUGAGCUUGUUGCUGUAUUGACAAGUAAUCUGUUCAUUGACCGAGCUGGGCGCAGGCUGCUGCUUAUGGGAGGUUAUGGUCUGAUGGUUAUCUGUGGAAUAUUUUUCACCAUCUCAUUGGCUCUUCAAGACAAGAUUAGCUGGAUGCCAUAUAUGAGUGUAAUUUCCAUCUUUGCGUCCAUCUUAAGCUUUGGAAUUGGCCCAGCAGGGGUAACUGGGAUCAUUCCGAUGGAGAUCUUUGACCAGACCGCAAGGCCUGCAGCAUAUAUGAUCAAUGGACUCCUUUUUUGGAUAAAUUAUAUUAUUAUUGGGUUAACGUUCCCAUUUAUCGUUGAGGGGCUGGGCAGUUUCUGCUAUGUGCCAUUCCUUUCCCUUAGCUGCUGCUUUGUUGUCUUUAUUGGAGUCUUCCUGCCCGAAACAAAAGGAAAGACCUUUCUUGAAAUUUCCAAGGAGUUUCGUAAGCAAAAUUUCAGAGGGCUCAAGUAGACCAAGUGAAGAUAAAGCAACAAAACUACGUUAAAGCCUGUCAAAACAAAAAUAACCAAGGAAUCCUUUCUUAAAAUAAGGAUUUAAACGUUCAGGACGAGAGAGAAGAAAAUUCAUCAUCUGGAGGCUGGUGAAUCUUAGCAAGUCUCUGCUAAUGUGCUUCUGUGGAGGCUGAUUUGGUGCAUAUGUUACUCAGGGCCACUUUGUGAGGUACCUCCUACUCCUAAUAAAGUGGCCACUGAGUGUAUGUUCUGCUGCUGUAGCCAUGCUCUUCAAGGUUUGACAAGUUUUGUGUACUGAGAUGCUCUUCUGCACUGUUGUAGUGCAUGAUUGUUGUCACCUUCCAGUCAGCUUGACCAAGCCUGGCCAUUCUCCUCUCACCUCUUCCAUUAACAAGGCGUUUUCACCCACAAAGCUGCUGCUCACUGGGUGUUUUUGUGUUUUCUUUCACACCAUUCUCUGUAAACUCUCGAGCCUGUGUGUGAAAACCCCAGGAGAUCAGCAGUUCCUGAGCUGCUCAAACCGCCAGGUCUGGCACCAACAAACAUUCCACAAUCAAAGCCACUCUGAUCACGUUUCUUCCCUAUGCUGAUGUUCAGUCUGAACUUUAUUGCCAUGUCUCCAUGCUUUAAGCACUGAGUUGCUGCUACAUGAUUGGCUGAUUGGAUGUUUAUGUUAAUGAGCAAAUGUGCCUAAUCCAGUGGCCACUGAGUGUACUUGUGGUGAAGGUUGAUUGAUUUUAGGGAUUUAGAGUUAGCAUGAGAAAAUAGUACUGAGUGGACAGAUUAGCCUUAAUAUUUAAUAGUGAGGUGUCUCUGGGCUACUUCUGUUUCUGAUGUCCAGUUAAAUACUGGUGCAUAAUAUUUGGUCAGGCGACAUUUGUGAGUUAGAAAGAGAGAGGUUGCUUAUGAACUGAAACAUUAGCUCAGUUUUUUUUUAACCUAACCUGCUGAGUGUUUCCAGCAGGUUAGGUAGUUUCUUACUCUGCAUUUAAACAAUAUUCUUCCAUAUGCUUUUUUUCUGCCAUCAUGCAGUGUGGGGUAGAGCAGCUGAUCUUUGCUGUUAGUUUUCUCCGUCACUGGGCAGGGAACCUACAGCAGAAAUAGUUGUUGAUAAUCCAGGUCACAUGUUCAAGUAUCUGCAGAUUCAUUCAUUAAACUGAUCAAUAGAACCAACAAUUUACUGAGCUCAUGCUUAUACCUUUAUGAGAAAUAAUUUCCCCAACUUUAGGCAGCCCCUAGGUUUUGUAUGUUUUUCCAUUCCUGACAACUGUAAGCCAGUUUCUCUGUACCUGAGAAAUACUCAUUUCCCACUGCUGCCCAUAUCAAAUCGCUCUACAUAUAAUUUCUAAAAUUCAUUCAUUUCAUUGUAUACUCACUCUCAUAAGUAAACUAAUUGAAUAUACAUGUAUCCAGUUAUUCACAAGUACCACAGAACAUUAUUAUGCUAUCUAGAUAAAUGUUUUACAGAUGUACACCACAUUUCCACAGAUCAGGCCAUCCAUAACCUGGGAGCCUCUGUAGCUUUCGAACUUAAUGACAGGAAAUGCUGGAAGUACUGAUCUGGUUACAAGGUGAAUCCAAAGUCAUGAAGGACUUCUUGACAAUGAUGGAUACUAAUCAAGAACCUAUCAACCUCUGCUUUAAACAUACAAACAACCUAGUUCCACAACCAUCUGUGGCAAUGAAUUCCACAGAUUCACCACUCUCUGGCUAAACUUUUUCACCCAGAGAGUUGUGGAUCUGUGGAAUGCUCUGCCUCAGAAGGCAGUGGAGGCCAAUUCUCUGGAUGCUUUCAAGAAAGAGUUAGAUUGAGCUCUUAAAGAUAGAGACAAGGGAUAUGGGGAGAGGGCAGGAACGGGGUACUGAUUGUGGAUGAUCAGCCAUGAUCACAGUGAAUGGUGGUGCUAGCUCAAAGGGCCAAAUGGCCUACUCCUGCACCUAUUGUCUAAAUAAAUUCCUCCUCUCUGGUCUAAAGGAACAUCCUUGUAUUCUGAGGCUGUGCACUGUGGUUACAGUGUCUCCAGCUAUUGGAAGUUCUCUCUCCGUGUCCACUCUAUACUGGCCUUUCAAUAUUCAAUAGGCUUCAAUGAGAUCACUCUACCUUCUAAACUCAGCAAAUACAGUCCCAUGAAUCCACGACAUGCUAGCUGGGAGCAUCUGUAGUUGAAUAGCUUGGAAACCACCGGCCACAGCUCAGCUCAAUUCACAUUGAUCUGCGAUUCUGAUACUUCUGGGAUGCUGGAAGAAUCUGUAUGACAGCAGGAAAACCAAUUGCUUCACAACAAUCAAAUGUUGACAUUGAAAACACUAAUUCAUUCUCUCCAAAUGUACGGACAUUUAUAUGGAGAACAGUACAUGCACAGUUUAAAAUACCAAUAAAGCUGGAUAAUUAUAUAUACAUUUUAAAUUAUAUAAGUUAAGCACACUCUAGUCUUCCUUGUGUUCUUUAAAGCAUAGAAGCUGAAUCAUAAAUUAGGAGACACAAGUGCGUGAGAAAGAAUCUCUAGCAGUGCUGUACAUAUAGAUAAUCUGAAUGAAAAGUGGCAUUUAGUAAAUAAGCCAAUCUUAAAUAAGCACUGAAACAUGCUGGAAUUGUGAAGCUGAAGAUGUAAUUUUUUGACUUUUGUCUCCUUCCUGAUUUAUACCAAUUGCUAUUAAGAGCCUACCACAUGAAUCAAUAUUCUCAAUGCCUGCAUCAAUAAAUUAUUGAAGUGCCUGUUGAAGUAAUUGUAACAUUAAAUUAUUUAGAGUAUAAUUUCUGAAAGGUUGCAUAUAAAGCCAAUCUUUGAACAAUGAACAUAUCAACUGAACAGUGUAAAAUUAAGGAAUAUUUGUUAAAGUUACAUUCCCUUGUAACGAUGCCCCGCAUUGGUAUUAUAAUACAUCAGUUACAGUAAAGUUGGGUUUUCUUUCCAA